AUGACCAUCUCAACACCCUCCUUCCUCCACCGCCUCGAAUCCCUCCUCACCCAGGGCCUCCCCGACCCCCAAACCUUCCACCACGCCGUCCUUGCUCGCCUCCGCCUCUCCCUCACAACAACCCUCUUCCAACUCCUCCUCCAACUCCCCACACAACUCUCAACACAACUCCUCUCCUCCCUCCAGUCCCCACCCUCCCCAUCCUUCGUCGAGAAAAACACCAAAAUGAUGACCUCCGCACCCGGGUUCGAGGGCCGUUGGAUAGCGUUUGGCUUGAAUCCUGCACUGGAUUGGGAAAGUAUCAUCACGAGUUCGGAUGAGAAGUGGACAGUCAUCUUGUUCUUCCACGCAGGCGGCUGGGUCGUGGGCGACGAACUCACCCACCACGCCUACCUCUCCUCCCUCCUCCUCUCCCUCCGCCGCCACCACGGCCCAAACACCGCGAUCCUAUCCCUAAAAUACUCCCUCGCAUCGCCUUCCUCGACCACCCGCCCUGCGCAAUUCCCAACGCAGCUGGUGGAGGGGCUAGCGGCGUACGCUUACCUCUCCCAUACCGCACGUAUCCCACCCACCCGACUCAUCAUCGCCGGUGCGGGGAGUGGUGGUGCACUCGCCGCAUCCCUCGCUCUCAUCCUGUGUGAUCCGGAACGUGACCACGUCCUCCCAACCCCCUCCGCACUCUUGUUGUUUAGCCCGUGGGUGAGCCUGAGUUUGGCGCAGAUGGAUCAAACCUCCUCUUCAAAUUCGGACUCGUCCUCGCAUGUCAGGAAUGCCACGACGGAUGUGUUUACGCCCGUGUUCCUAGCGGACAGCGUUAAAGCAAACAUGCCCACCCAUGCGAAGCGUUCGUAUCGAUCUGAGCCCCGGUUGGCGGCUGACCCGCAUCUCGCACUCCUCCCACCCACAUUUAUCUCCGUUGGGGAGAGGGAGGUAAUCCGUGACGACGUCCUCGGGUUCGCUUCGCGUUUACGGGGUGGGGAGUGCAAGAUUGAUACGUACGAAGGCGCAGGAUGGUGGGACAUCGCACUCGACCCAACCGCAUCCUGGGGAAUUGCUCAAGGUGACGGUGAAGCCGGAGCCGAAAGAGCGGCGGGGUGGGCUGCGGGUGUUCUGAGGGGCCAUGGUAGGGUUAGGGAGUAUGUUUAUGGGGAGGGAUUGGUUGAGCAGGAGGGAGGAGGAGGGGGUGUGGUGGGUUUGGGGAGUAUGAGUGGGGCGUUACGGAGGGGGGAGUAUAAGAAGUUGGGGAAGAUUGAGUUGGGUGAGGUGGUGUCAUAA
This is a messenger RNA of Saitoella complicata NRRL Y-17804, 1275 nucleotides long. RefSeq names its product alpha/beta-hydrolase. The coding region runs from base 1 to 1275 and encodes 424 amino acids. The transcript has a single exon. Gene Ontology annotation, molecular function: hydrolase activity. NCBI's taxonomy places the organism in Eukaryota, Fungi, Ascomycota, Saitoellomycetes, Saitoellales, Saitoellaceae. The record is from RefSeq and is a predicted model, not a curated record.